Messenger RNA from Lepus europaeus (European hare), 657 nucleotides. RefSeq names its product keratin-associated protein 10-8-like. NCBI's taxonomy places the organism in Eukaryota, Metazoa, Chordata, Mammalia, Lagomorpha, Leporidae. Bases 1 to 657 code for a protein of 218 amino acids. The record is from RefSeq and is a predicted model, not a curated record. The transcript has 2 exons. Gene Ontology annotation, cellular component: keratin filament.
AUGGCUGACACCUGCUGCACCAGGACCUGCGUGCUAGCUGCGUCCACCGUGUCCAUCUGCUCCAGCGACCGGAGCUGUGGCAGCCGGGCCUGCUCACCAAGUGCCUGCACUGGCUGCUCCUGGCAAGUGGACAAUGGCCAGGAAAGCUACUGUGAACCCCCCUGCUGUGCCCCCAGCUGCUGUGCCCCAGCCCCCUCUGUGACCCUCGUCUGCACCCCAGGGAGCUGCCAGUCAGUGUGCACCAGCUCCUGCACGCCCCUGUGCUGCCAGCAGUCUAGCUGCCAGCCGUCCUGCUGCUCCUCCAACCCCUGCCAGCAGCCCAGCCGUGUGACCCUCUGCUGCGAGCCCGUGAGCUGUGUGCCCGUCUCCUGUGUGCCCCCCAGCCGUGUGACCCUCUGCUGCAGGCCCGUGAGCUGUGUGCCCGUCUGCCCACGCCCCUCGUGCUGCCAGCCCAGCCCCUGCCCCUCGUCCUGCUGCAGACCCUCCUCCUGCGUGUCCCUGCUCUGCCGCCCCGUGUGCAGGCCCGCCUGCUGUGUGCCCGCCCCCUCCUGCCAGCCCAGCUGCUGCCGCCCGGCCUCCUGCGUGUCCCUGCUCUGCCGCCCCGCCUGCUCCCGCCCCGCCUGCUGCGGCCUCUCCUCGGGACAGUCCUGCUGCUGA